ACGUCAACGGUGCAUCGCCUUCCGGUAAAAAGCACGUAAAAUUGUCUGAACCCGUUGGGGCACCCGGAAGUAUUGUGGGAGGGCAGUAUGAGGAAGGUCUGGACAAUUCACUGGAAGCAGAUAGCAAACGCAAGGAAGCUGAAGAGCUGCUGAAAAAGGCAGCGACUCCGGUGGACGUCACGGAUGUUGCUAUAUCAAUUAUCGCCAAG
Molecule: messenger RNA, 209 nt
Organism: Sphaeroforma arctica JP610
Lineage: Eukaryota; Ichthyosporea; Ichthyophonida
Exons: 1
Source: RefSeq, a predicted model, not a curated record